AUGAACGAAGGAAUUUUUCGCCUGCCGUUUGAAAUCAAUGAUGACGAACUUGGUCCAUGGGAUGUUCUACUUAGUGAUUACGCGAUCAGAGAUAUGCGAAGGUUGGAACCUCUUGCGAUUAAAGCAGUUAUGGUAAAACUCAUGCAGAUAUCAAGUGGGAAAUGGAAAAAGUACAGGCUCCAACAUACAGUACAAUCUCACUCUCACGCCGUACCCAUUUAUGAGACAGAGCUUCUAAAUGAUGAUGGAUUGAAAAUUCUCUGGCAGGUUGAUUAUGGAUUUUCUGUUCGUAACAAUUCAUUCAUCCAGUAUGUGGAUGUUUGGGCAGCCACUGCAGACCAAAAGCAAUUUACAGAUACAUUAGAAAAUACCGAAUUACUUCACCAGGUCUACACUUCUGAGCAUAAAAACCGCUGUACAGUUCAACAUAUCAGCAGAGAUGGUAUCAUUUUACCUGCAGCCUUUGGAGGUGAGGAAGUAACAAAGUCUGACGAGAGCAGAUUGGAUAGUGACCAAAUCGAUGAUGAAGAAAAAUUGUUGAAGAUUCAUGGAAUGCUUACCACAAAUAAAUUUGUUCCAUUAUCAAAGGUGUAG
Molecule: messenger RNA, 594 nt
Organism: Entrophospora sp. SA101
Lineage: Eukaryota; Fungi; Glomeromycota; Glomeromycetes; Entrophosporales; Entrophosporaceae
Source: the annotation of a GenBank genome assembly